Plasmopara halstedii is the source of this 15237-nucleotide messenger RNA. RefSeq names its product sporangia induced dynein heavy chain. Bases 1 to 15237 code for a protein of 5078 amino acids. The record is from RefSeq and is a predicted model, not a curated record. Gene Ontology annotation, cellular component: dynein complex. Gene Ontology annotation, biological process: microtubule-based movement. Gene Ontology annotation, molecular function: dynein light intermediate chain binding; minus-end-directed microtubule motor activity; ATP binding. The transcript has 5 exons. Lineage: Eukaryota; Oomycota; Peronosporomycetes; Peronosporales; Peronosporaceae.
AUGCUGGUAACGUUCGUGCUCGAUACGAGUGCGUCUAUGAAUCAGAGCACGAGCUCUGGUAUGACUUUGUUGGAUUAUGCCAAGUCGGCAGUAGAGCGCUUUGUGAAGCGUGUCCGCGACCCAAGCCGGCGCUAUCAACACCAUUUCAUGCUGCUCUCAUGUGGACACGACGGACGUCCCAAUGGUGGAACUAAGAGUACGGAGUCAACGCCCUACAGCGGCCGCGUGCGCGUGGGAUGGGAUCAAUCUACAAAUAAGGAGGUUUUUUUAUCUGAGCUUAAAAAUUUGCGCGCUACGGAUCUAAGCGACGUAGGCGCUGCGCUGAAACAAGCUUUUGAGCUCAUGAAUCAGAUCCGUCUUCAAUUUAAUUGGGAUAGCUAUGGAUUAGGUCGUGCACCUUGGAACACAAACGUAUCUGUUUGUGUGCUACUUACAGACGCCACCAAUCUUUCCAGUGCCGAUGGCCUGAUUCAAGACACUCUUACAAUCACGCCGUCAAAUGCUGUGGGGGCGGAUUUGACACUUGAGCCUUAUAGAUGGGAUCAGCGGCUUUUUACAAUUGCUCUUAAGCUGUCAGCCACCAUGACUGGUGUUAAAGCACAACCGAGCGUUCCUGCAGACUUAAUGGCGCUCAGUGAAGCCACGGGUGGGAUGCUUUACAUGGCGACAUCCAAGCCUGCAGUGGAACAGAGUAUCGAUCAGAUCAUUUCCAAGCUUAAAGCUGGAGCUGUGGUCAAGUUUAAAUGUGACGUUCUGGAGGGAGAAGUAGAGACUCCGGUCACAAGAAACAUUAUCGCACCCAUUCAUAAUGGGAAGGAAUUUUGCUGGCCAGUAGCCGAAGCGUUUUGGCUCGAUCGAAAUACUGUCACACUACCAGCGCGAGAAGCUCAUCCAACGUUAGUUUAUACACGUACUGUGGAGAAUGCAAUCGAAGCGGCCACGAGUCAUAUGCUGCUCGAUACGCUCAAGUUUCCAGCAGAUAAUUAUGUGCUCGAGACGCCGAUUAUUCCUUCGCCGGGUCGUGGGCAACGCUGGUUGGUGUAUGUGCAAGGCAGCAAAGGAGAUGGACGUCUAGGAGAUCCCAUUGGGAUGUUACGUGCGCCCAAUUCUGGCCCUGGUUUACCCUCCUCGAACGCGGUACUUGUGCUAUUACCAUAUAACUUUCCCAAGCUUUUCUCUUUGCUAGUGGAAGUUGCGCGAGUGUACCAGGCGAGUGGGCAAAAUAUCAACUCAGCGACAGGCACAUGGAUGUUUCAAGCCAAGGCUAUGCCAUCCUCGUGGAGAGAGUCAUUUUCAGCGUAUUUAAGUAGCUGUCCGCUAUACUAUCAUGCUCCCUUGAAGAAGGCGCUACGUAAAUACAAUCUGCACGAUAUGGUAUCAGAGGUUCAAGAUUCAGGGCGAAGUUACCAGGUCUCUAGCUAUUUGAAUCGACUACGCGAGCAAGCUAUUGCAGAGAGCGACAGCAACAACAAACUUUUCUCUCGAACCAGUCGAAACGAUUCGUCGAGUGCCUUGCGAAACAGCAGUCUUCCCGAAUCGUCUCCAUCUGCGUCACCUAAUGGAAAUAAAGACGCAAUUGGAGCAAAUUCGACGGACGCGACGUUGGAUGCUGUUGCCAAUAUGUCACUACAAGAUCUGCGUGCUGCGCACCGAAAGAGCAAGGAUUUGUUUUUUGGUAAAAGCUCGAAGCUUCAAUUUCAGAUAGCACUCCCUCGUGUGACGAUAUCAAAAGAUGACUCCGUGCCUCUAAAGCUGACGCCAAGUUGGCGUGCUGUAGAGGAGGAUGAAAAGCAUUGUCAACCGAUUGAUAUGAUGAGUGACUAUGAAUCCCGACUUGUAAAAAAAGAAGCUCUUCGAAAUCCCUUGACUGAAGCAGAGCCGGAUGAAGACACUCCAUCAGGACUGCGACGACGCCAAUUGUGCUUUAAUUUGGGAAAUCCGUACAAAAAAAGCUCUUCGAAGGUCAGCAAUGUGUAUCAAGGCGAGGCCGCUGAUGAAGCAGCGGCAUUAGGAGGCCAUUCACCCAAGCGCCAACGUACGCGAAAGCGAUUAUCCCAACUCAAGCGCGACAAAAAGCACUCGAAGCGCUCACUUCGAGUGCAUGGCUCUCCGUCUUCUAAAUCUUCACCUGGGUCGCCAUCCCACUCAUCUGCUUCUAGCACUUCUUCAACCGUGUCGUCGCCUGAUCGAAGUGAUGGUGGCGAUUCCGGGCUGACGGACAGCUCGGUGGAAUCGAAUUAUUCUGUAAAGGCAGAGGCUGCACAAAUGCUGGGAAUACCUCUCCACGAUGGCGAUUUUGUCGAGAACGAUAAGAGCGUCAGCUUUGUUCAGCACGUUUACGGGAUCUUAGCAGAGAAUUGGGAAUCAUGGAGUACGAUUAUUCGCCUAAUCAAAGCGCGCUCGAUCACGCAGCAGGAAAAAGAAUUUGUUCUAAGUGGCCUUCGAUCGAUGAAGGGUGGUCCGACAGCAGUGAAGACUUACAUCAAGCAAGCAAUAUACUACUCUCAGCAAUUUCGACAGAAUGCUUUGGAGCUACAGCUGAGGCAAUUACUGAUAGCAACAAGCAAAUCGGACGAGUUGUCGUCUGAUACGUCUGAAAUUAAAGCAGCAACGCGCAAGUCAAAUGAGACUGCAAAUGCGGCGUCUUUAAGCUUCAUACUUCAGGCGCUAGACAAGUAUGACCAACAUGACACCAGCUCAACACAGUCAGCAUUUGGAUCGUUUCUCGAAACUAAAGAAUUAAAAUCUUCGACAGCAGUCUUGUCAACCCACACUCGGCCAUCUAAACUCUCGACUCACAAAAGCCCCGCUGAACGUAGUCUGCGACCACACAGAGCUGCUAAACAAGCACAUACUCCCUCAUUAAGUGAUCGAGUGAAUAGGACGAUACCUGGUACUUUGUCGGGAGCUGCUCUAGCGGAUUGGUUGGAAAUUAAAUGUCCUCGUGAUUGGCUUGGCCAUUCAGGCAUCACUUCUUCGAUUUCGCAUGCAACGAGGAAUAAUGAUCCGUACACAUGCAUUACAGACUCAUUUGUGCCAUUGUGGUGCUAUUUUGAUAUUGAGGAAGACACUUGCUUGUUUGGUAAGCAUGCAGACCUGAUCAAUCAUUUACCGAUCAAAGCAGUUGGUCUCCCGCUGGAUGACACUACUGGUAUCGCAGGAGGUUGGUCUAGUUGCACGGUGACAGCCUUUGACGUGUCACUUGAUCGCUUGAUUGUCUCCUGGUCUGCUGGGAAUCGCGUUGGAUCGCCAUUAAUGCACCGAGGUCUCUUGUGCCUGGAGACGGAUGACUGCAAGGCCUUCGUCCAGCGUAUCAUACGCGCCGUCCAUCGUCGUGAGCAAGCUGAGGCGCUGUUGCGGCAAUCGCUAUACGUAAAAUGCAUGCCAAUUAGUUCAGACACUCAGCUGGACUCACAGAUCAUCACUAACAUAUUUCAUCUUACUUUCUCGUCGUCAGUUCUAUCGUCGAAUAUUGGCUCAUCGACAUUGCUGGAAGAAGUAAAUGCUGACUAUGUAUACACGAUGAACAAACUCCUGUUUGAAACUAAUGUGGAAGGCAUUCAAACAGAGUUUAUUGAGCUUAAACUGCCCAAGAAAUCACUUACGCCACCUCCGCCCCCGUUCGGAGUCAUCUCAGUACCACGCUACGAUUUUAAUCGCAAAUUAUUAGAUAUUGCAACAAAUCAGUUUGUUAACAUGUCAUUUGCGGUGAAUGCGUUGCUCGAUGUCCGUCGUACCUGUGUUGACGUGGGCACGCAGAAGCUGCUAAUGGAACAGCAGCCUACAGAGAUCGGCUUUGGUGUUGGUGCUCGACCACGAGCUAAAAGUAUCUCGCUGAUUGAGUUUCAUUCGUUGCAUGCUCAAAUGAGUCACAUAGCUCUGCGUUUUAUGCGGGAUAAUUGGACGCGGUUAGCAGCAAAGCGCAUUCAGCAGCACUUAAUAGAGGCAAAGAAUCCGCUAUUUAAUUCAGCAGAGUCCAAUCGACUAAAAUACCUGGAAAUGCCACUAUGCCGCUUUCUGCAACGCGUUAAUUAUAUGGUGGAUGAUACCCUUCAGCUGCUCAUCCGGCAGAACUUUAAAAGCUACUUACAAUUUGUAGAGGACAUGGCGGGAUACGAUGUCUUGAUACGGGGACCAUGUGAUACUUGCGAAUUUCUGUUAACCCCGGAGCAUACAAAAGGACAAGAGGUCGAGUGGAUUCAUCACUCCGCACUAACACAUCAACCUUUCUUUCGAGUUGAUUUGAUUAUUUCCUCAGAGAAAUAUAUUUUAAACCAGGAUGAAGUAGAUAAGCGAGCUGCAGAGAUUCAAGAAUGGGUUUUAGUCAAUAGUCAGGAUCGAUCAGCGCAGUGUCCGAUAAUGCCUGUACCUCUCCAAGAAGGGUGCAGGUUUGAAUAUGCAACGAAACCAGAGGAAUUCUUGAAUGCAGUUGUCGGUCAACUUGAUGUUUUUCUUGAUCGUCUUAAAGCGCUUGAGGUGGUGGAAAGACUUGUAAUGGAUCGAAUUUUUUGGCCCGACCAAGAGAGUUUUGCAUGUAUACAACAUUCUGCACAAUCAGUAGUUAGUUACAAAGAACGUGUGGAAGUCAUUGUUAAGCGAGCUAUUCAGCCGCUGUUGGAGUACUAUCGACAGUUUGACCAGUACGUUACCUUGCUUAAUCUUGACGUCGAUACUUAUCUGAAGACGAUCAUAUCUGCACAACCUGAAGAUAUACUUGAGGACAGAGACGAUAAAUCUGCUGCGAUUCAUCCUCCCAUGGAAUUGAACGAACUUCGGCGAUUACUAACUUAUCACCGUGUGGAAGAAGAGAAGAUAUUGAAUACUAUUCCAUCUCGUGCAGUUAAUCUUGGAUUAUUUCAAGUUGAGCUGACCAAUAUUCGCUUUUUGCUGGCGAAAAAACACCGGGACUGCUUUGCCGGGUUACUUGACGCCCACGUAACAUACUGUUUCCAGCUAGCGACACGGAUCUCGAGCAAAUUUGACGCAAUUAAUCAAGAUUUGUCGUCGACACCAAAGGAUAUCGAGAGCUUAUCAGCUUUGCAAGAAUAUAUCACUGGCCUUCCUGCACUUCUAGCCCCAUUGCAAGAUGAAAUCGAUCAAAUGAUGCGUGACAAUGCUCUCAUCGAUGAAUUUCAUCGUUAUUUAAGCGACGAGCACUUGCGUCUUAUGUGGAAAGUGCAUGGCGCACCCUCCAAUAUUCUAGCUCAAAGUGCGCGCUUUCAACAAGCACUAGAAGAGCGCAAGAACAAGUUUGCGAAACAGAUGGAGUCCGAACAAGAACGAUUUGAAAAGACCUUAGCAGGGUUGCAAGACGAAAUUCAGACAUUUUCUCGCUACGACAAUUUGGCCUUUAUAGAAGACGUGGCACAUCAUGCUUUGGCUAUCGAGCGGAAGCUAGAGCAAGCUCAACAAGAUUCUAUGCUAUUCAAUACCCGGGAAGCACUUUUUGGACUCGAAGUGACUUCGUAUGAUGCAUUAGCAAAUGCAAAGAAGACAUUUGAGCCUUAUUUUCUGCUCUGGUCCACGUCGUCUAAUUGGAUUCAGAGUCGAAAAUUGUGGACUGAAGGAAGUUUUGGCAACAUUGAUGCCGAACAAGUCGAAAAGCUUGUGGAUGGAUACAGUAGUGGAAUCCAGAAGGCAUAUAAAUUCUUUAGCAAUAACAAUAAUGAAGCAUGUGCAACCAUCGCAGCGACCGUAAAAGAGCAAAUCUCCAUCUUUAAGCCAUACGUACCGCUUCUUGUUGCUCUGCGAAACCCUGGUAUGCGCCAGCGUCAUUGGGAAGACUUGAGCAAAACUCUCGGCUUUGCACUAGAAAUCGACGAAAAUUUCACGCUAACUAAUGUAUUUCAGCUCAACUUACUGGAUCGUAUCGAUGACAUUGUGUCUAUCGCCGAGGGUGCUGGGAAGGAAUUUCAGAUUGAGCAAGCGUUACGAACGAUGAAAGGAGCCUGGGAAGCUGUUGACCUGCAUAUCGCAGCUUACCGUGAGACAGGAACUUACGUGAUCAAAGGCGUGGAUGAAAUUCAAGCGAUUUUAGAUGAGCAUAUUACAAUGACUCAAGCCAUAAUGUCUUCGACAUUCAAACGAACGUUUGAGGAAGAAAUUGCCGAAUGGAAUGUAACUCUUCAGCUCAUAUCAGAGGUGUUAGAAGAGUGGAUUGCAGUACAGCAGAAGUGGCUGUAUCUGCAGCCCAUUUUCGAAUCGCCCGACAUUAAUAAACAGCUUCCUGCUGAGGGAAAACGCUUUAGCUCAGUGGAUAAAUACUGGCGCCAAACUUUAGCCUCUGCAAAGGCUAAGCCAAAGUGUGUUGAGUUCUGUUCUAGCCAAAAGCUCUUGGAGAGACUUCGCGAGUCGAACCAAUUGUUAGAGCUGGUACAAAAAGGGUUGAGCGACUAUCUUGAGGUCAAACGGUCGGCAUUUGCGCGAUUCUACUUUCUUUCAAACGACGAGUUACUGUCCAUCUUAUCGGAGUCUAAGGAUGUUAAACUCGUGCAGCCUCACCUAAAAAAAUGCUUUGAAGGUAUCGUCCAAGUCACAUUUGAAGAUGAUCUAAAAAUUAGUGCCAUCAUAUCAGCUGAAGGGGAAAAAGUUCCCCUUACGAGUGUAGUAGAUCCGAAGGGCAAGGAUGUGGAACAGUGGAUGAUGGAAGUGGAAAACAUGAUGAAGACGUCGAUACGUGAUAUCAUGGAGCGCGCUAUUGCAAACUACACAGAAAUAGAUCGCGUGCUUUGGAUUCAAAAGUGGCCUGGAAUGUGCGUUCUUAAUGGUAGCCAAAUGCAUUGGACGCGCGAGAUGGAGGAAGCCAUGGAUGCAGACGGACGUGAAGGUGUGCGAAAGAUGAUGACUCGACAGCUGGGCCAGCUCGCUGAUAUGGUUACUCUGGUGCGUGGGAAUCUGGACAAUAUGGCUCGCAUCACUUGUGGAGCGCUGACGGUGAUUGAUGUGCACGCUCGAGAUGUGACUCACAAACUGGUUACACAAAACGUGGAAUCAAAGGGAGAUUUUCUAUGGAGCUCCCAGCUAAAGUAUUACUGGACGAACAGGAAUUUGUGGGUUCAGGCUGUGACGUCACGUCGACCGUAUGGGUACGAGUACCUUGGCAAUUCGUUCCGUUUGGUAAUCACGCCACUAACGGAUAAAUGUUAUCUGACUCUAAUGGGAGCUCUACAAAUGAUCCUCGGUGGGGCUCCUGCUGGACCUGCUGGAACUGGAAAGACUGAAACGACAAAAGAUCUAGCAAAAGCGCUGGCAAAGCAGUGUGUUGUCUUCAAUUGCUCUGAUGGUCUGGACUACAUUGCCAUGGGAAAAUUUUUCAAGGGAUUGGCAUCAUGUGGAGCUUGGGCUUGCUUUGAUGAAUUUAAUCGGAUAGACAUAGAAGUGUUGUCUGUUGUUGGCCAACAAGUGGUGACUUUGCAGCUAGGCAUUCGUCGCGGCGAUACGCGCAUCAUCUUUGAAGGUUCUGACAUCAUACUUAAUGAUCAAUUUGGCGUCUUUAUCACGAUGAAUCCUGGAUAUGCUGGACGGAGUGAAUUGCCCGACUCGCUUGCAGCUCUGUUUCGUCCUGUCGCAAUGAUGGUACCCGAUUAUGCGCUUAUUGGCGAAAUUAUGUUUUUCGCCUAUGGUUUCUCUGACGCACGUGCACUUGAGCAACUAUCAUCUCAGUUUCACUAUGAUUACGGUAUGCGUGCUGUCAAAACAGUAAUUACGGCUGCUGGGAACCUCAAACGCGAUGACCCCGAUAUGGAUGAGGAGGUAUUACUCUUACGUGCACUACAAGAUGUUAAUCUUCCAAAAUUUCUGGCACACGAUAUACCAUUGUUCAAUGGUAUUAUCAGCGAUCUCUUUCCGGGAAAAUGCCGCCCAACUUUAGACCUCGGAGCCCUUAUUAGCGCGAUAAAACUACAGACCUGUCGUUUAAAUUUGCAGCCCGUGCCGUACUUUUUAACAAAGUGCAUUCAACUGUACGAGACGAUUGUCGUGCGACAUGGUUUGAUGGUUGUUGGCGCUACAGGAGGAGGAAAGUCUUGCAACAUCGCAGUACUCGCCGACGCCCUUACAGAACUCAAGCGACGGGGUGAAUGUGGUUUUGCGUUCGAGAAAGUGAUCAAAUACCAGCUUAAUCCGAAGUCAAUUACAAUGGGACAGCUGUAUGGUGAGUUCGAUACAAGUACGCAUGAGUGGCAGGAUGGCAUCUUGUCAACACUUUAUCGGACAGCUGCCAGUGAUACCAAGCCCGAUCGCAAAUGGGUGAUUUUUGACGGACCAGUUGAUGCCAUCUGGAUCGAAAAUAUGAACACAGUCCUUGAUGACAAUAAGAAGCUGUGUCUGAAUAGUGGUGAAAUGCUGCUGAUGUCUCAGCAGAUGACAAUGAUGUUUGAGGUUGAAGAUCUUUUAGUAGCGUCGCCGGCCACUGUGAGUCGGACGGGGAUGGUUUACAUGGAGCCUUGCACCUUGGGUCUUAGCCCUUUAGUUGAUUCAUGGGUAGAAAAUUUGCCAAGGUCUGUGACACCAUUCGCACACAUUUUCAUGCGCCUCUUUGACGUGUAUCUGUACUCAGCUGUAACAUUCGUUCGCUCUUUUCUGGGUGAGCUAGUUCCUACAACAGAUAAUAAUCUUGCGCGAAGUCUUAUGAACAUUCUAGACUGUACGCUGGACCCGUUCCGUGAAAUAGUUGUUGAUGGUACUGGUGAGCCUCUUCCAGCGUCAGUAACACCCGAUGCUCAAUUUCAAGACGAUAUUGAGCCUCUGUUUAUCUUUGCAUUAAUUUGGUCAGUUGGGGCUUCAACAAAUGACGCUGGUCGGAUUCGGUUCGACAAUUUUCUGAGGAGUGACUUGAUGGCAAACAAUUGCCGACCCGCAAUUCCUUCUUCUGGACUUGUUUACGACUACUGCUACCAGCUUUCCAGUCACAACUGGGUACUCUGGAUGAGCACUGUCACUCCAUACAAGAUUCCUCCCAAUUCGUCUUUUGCUGAUAUCGUCGUGCCUACUGCGGAUUCUGUACGUAACAGCUAUCUCCUUGAACGGUUAAUAGGUGCUGGGAAGCAUGUCUGCAUGGUCGGAGGAACUGGAACGGGCAAGACAGUAAAUAUUAUGCGAUAUCUUCAGGCUUUACCCGCUGAAGCUUAUAUCCCCAUUCCAAUCACUUUCUCCGCGCAAACAUCAGCAAACCAGACUCAAGACAUGCUAGAUUCUAAGAUGGAAAAGCGUCGUAAGGGUGUGUAUGGACCGCCAGCAGGAAAAAAGCACAUCGUUUAUGUGGAUGAUCUGAACAUGCCUAAGCGUGAAAAGUACUUUGCACAACCUCCACUGGAAUUAUUACGCCAGUGGUUUGACCAAGGUGGCUGGUACGACCGUAAAUUACUUGUCUUUCGUAGCAUCAUUGACAUUCUAUUCGUUGCUUCUAUGGGUCCUCCUGGAGGUGGACGGAACCCAAUCACGUCACGCUUGGUACGCCAUUUCAAUGUGGUCGGUUACGCUGAAUUGGGUGAUGAUAGCAAAAUGAUCAUCUUUAGUACAAUCCUUGGCAAUUUUUUGGGAUCUGGAUUUCCAACUGAAGUCGCUCGACUUUCGGAAAAUGUCGUUAAGGCUUCUAUAAGCGUCUACAAUACGAUUUGCCAAGAACUUCUUCCGACGCCAGCCAAAUCACACUAUACCUUCAACUUACGUGAUCUUGCAAAGGUUUUCCAAGGUGUCCUGACGGGCGAUAAUCGGCGCAUCCUGAACGCAGACUCACUUAUACGUUUGUGGGUGCAUGAGUGCAAACGAGUAUACGAAGAUCGGAUGGUGUCCUCGCAAGAUCACGACUGGUUUCGCAACCUUAUGGGCUCAACCGUUAAAGUAUAUUUUGAGCGUGAAGUCAGUCAAGUUGUGACUCGUGAACACCUUAUAUACGGUGAUUACCUGGUUCCAGGGGCUGAUCCAAAGAUCUAUGAAGAAGUUGUCGAUGUGGACAAAUUGUUGAACAUUAUGGACGGAUAUCUGCUCGAUUACAAUGCUGAGAGCAAGUCUCCUAUGUCGCUUGUUUUGUUUAUGGAUGCUGUGGAGCAUGUCUCUCGAAUUUCCCGCAUCAUUCGACAGCCAAUGGGCAAUGCUUUGUUGCUCGGUGUGGGUGGGAGUGGCCGUCAAAGUCUUACGAAACUAGCUACAUUUAUGGCUGGGUACAAGUGUUUUCAAGUAGAAAUUGUCAAGGGAUAUGGUAUUGUGGAAUGGCGAGACGAUGUCAAAAAGUGUUUGCUGCUUGCAGGUCUCCGAAAUAUGCCGGUUGUUUUCCUCUUCUCGGAUGUGCAAGUAGUAAAUGAGACAAUGCUCGAAGAUCUUAAUGGGAUACUUAAUGCUGGUAACGUGCCAAAUCUCUAUGGACCUGAAGAUCUAGAUCAAAUUGUCACGGCAUGCCAAGUGGACUGUCAGAAACAACAACUUUCUCUGACAAAAUCAAAUAUUUUCCAGCAAUAUGUCAACCGUGUGCGGCGAAAUAUUCACCUGGUCAUCUGCAUGAGCCCGUUAGGUGGCCGUUUCCGUGAUCGUUUGCGAAUGUUCCCUUCGCUAGUCAACUGCUCAACUAUUGACUGGUUCAGUGAAUGGCCUGCAGAGGCUCUCAAUUCUGUAGCCUCUGCUUUUCUAGGCGAUAGCAAUUUAGGCCUUGGUGAAAAGCUUCCUGCACUUGUCGAAUCUUUUAAGAAUGUACACCAAAGCGUUGAGUUAGCCUCAAAACAGUUUUAUCACCGGUUGCGACGAUACUUUUACGUCACCCCGACCAGUUACCUGGAAUUACUGUCGGCUUUCAAGUCCGUUCUUGUAUCAAAACGGGACGAGCUCAAUAUGAUGCGCAGUCGCUUGCAAAAUGGCAUGAACAUUUUGUCUGAAACCAAGGCGAUUGUAGCCAUCAUGCAAGCUGAGCUCGUGGAGCUUCAGCCUGUUCUGGCUGCAACUCAAGCGGAGGUAGAAGAGAUGAUGUUGCAGAUUGCCAGCGAUAGCGCUGAAGCAGAUGUGACGAAGUCCACAGUUGAAAAGGAAGAAGCAGUGGCUAGUUCUAAAGCGAAUGCGACGAAAGAAAUAGCAGACUCGGCACAGCGUGACCUCGAUGCUGCUCUUCCCGCGCUGGAGUCAGCCUUGGAGUGUUUAAAUCGGCUUAAAAAGUCAGAUAUUGACGAAGUUAAAGCAUUGAAAACACCACCCGCUGGUGUGAAACUGACGAUGGAAGUGGUGUGUGUUCUCUUAGGUCACAAACCUGCAAAUAGGCCAGAUCCAGAUCGACCUGGAAAGAAAAUCAGUGAUUACUGGGAAGUAGUUCAGAAAGUGGUGCUUUCAAAUGCUAAUAAGUUCUUGGAGAACCUUUUAGGCUUUGAAAAAGAUAAUAUUCCCGAGGCCAUCAUAACUAAGGUUGCUCCAAGUAUGAAUGAUCCAAACUUUACACCAGAAGCUAUUGAGAAGUCAUCAAAAGCUUGUACAGCUAUUUGUAUGUGGGCGCGUGCCAUGUAUACGUAUCAUUUUGUGGCAAAAGCCGUCGAGCCAAAGAAACAAGCGCUUGCACAAGCCCAAAACGAACUUGACGAGACGCUAGCAAUUUUAAAAAGUGCGCAGUCAAAUUUGCAGCAAGUUACCAACCGACUUGCUGACUUAGAACAAUCGUAUAAAAGCGCUGUUGCAAAGAAAGAAGAGCUUGGACAGAAAGUUGUGCAGUGUCAAGUUCAGCUUCAGAAUGCAGAACGGCUUAUUGGCGGACUAGCUGGCGAAGAAGCACGUUGGAAAGAGACCAUUGCUCAGCUUACGCUUGACGGGCUAAAUCUCACUGGAGAUGUGCUAGUGUCCGCUGGUACGAUUAGCUAUCUUGGUGCCUUCACGGCUGAGUUUCGUGAGCAACUCGUGGCAUCGUGGCACAAUGCUCUCGUGAAACAUCACGUGCCGCACUCUCCAGGAUGCGAUUUAAUCCGCACGUUGCAGGAUCCCGUCAAACUACGCGCCUGGCAGAUUGCUGGACUGCCUACUGAUACUGUGUCAACUCAGAAUGGUAUUAUCAUGGGGCGUGCGCGACGGUGGCCUUUAUUGAUCGAUCCACAAGGUCAAGCGAAUCGGUUUAUAAAGAAUUUAGGGAAAGACAAAAUACUAUGCGAAAAUGGAAUGGACGUUGUCAAACAAUCGGAUCGCGGAUUCCUUCGCAUCCUAGAGAAUGGCCUUCGAUUUGGCAAGUGGGUGUUGCUGGAAAAUGUCGGCGAAGAGCUGGAUGCUGCACUAGAGCCGAUUUUGCUACAACAAAAGUUCAAACAGGGAGGCCAGGACAUGAUUCGACUGGGAGAGAAUGUCAUUCCAUUUAACGACAGCUUUCGGUUUUUUGUCACUACCAAACUGUCCAAUCCGCACUAUGCUCCUGAAGUUUGCGUCAAGGUUAGUUUGCUCAACUUCACAAUUACUAUGAAAGGCCUCGAGGAGCAGCUCUUAGGUGUCGUUGUGCUUAAAGAGCUCCCUGAACUUGCAGCCAAGAAGAAUGCAUUAGUGGUAUCAAAUGCAGAAGGACAGCGACAGCUUUACGAGAUUGAAAACCAGAUUUUAUUCCUCCUGUCUCACUCAGAAGGUAAUAUUCUGGACGAUACAAAUCUAAUGGAUACUCUGGCUUCUGCAAAAGAGACAUCAACCGUCGUGAUGGCAAAGAUUCGUGAAGCAGAAGAAACGGAACGCGAGAUUGACGCCCGUAGUGAGGGAUACCGUCCUGUGGCUUUCCGUGCAGCAUUACUGUUCUUUUGUAUCGCCGAUCUCGCUCUUGUUGACCCAAUGUAUCAGUACUCGCUAACGUGGUUUACCGGCCUGUUUGUGCGUAGUAUUCAGGCAGCAAAGCCUUCAACUCAUUUAGAGACUCGAGUCACUGAGCUGAACGACUUUUUCACCCUGUCAGUUUACAAGAAUGUCAGCCGUUCUCUUUUUGGAAAGCACAAGCUGCUUUUUUCUUUCUUGCUGACGAUCAAGAUUAUGCAAGGCUACAAUGACGUGGAUAUGGGCGAGUGGCGCUUCUUACUCUCUGGAAUGAGCACGAGCACACGCUCCCCCAUCGAAGCGGAAAAUCCGGCAGCGCGAUGGCUCGAAGCGCAUGCAUGGCAACAGAUUUGUGCACUUGCGACUUUUCCUGCGUUUAAUGGUCUCGAGACUGAAUUUUCGAGAUAUGUAGCUGUUUUCCGUGCAAUCUUUGAUUCAGCAGACCCGGAAAAUCAGGCUUUGCCUGGUGCAGUUUUGUCGAAAUUAGAUGAUUUUCAAAGACUUUGUUUAUUACGCGUCUUGCGUCCUGAUAAGAUAAUGGCUGGCAUUCAAAAUUUGGUGUGUGUAAAGUUAGGCAAGAAGUUUAUUGAACCACCGCUUUUUGACCUCGCAAGUACGUUUGAAGAUUCAAGUCACACAACACCUAUUAUAUUUGUAUUAUCCCAAGGAUCCGAUCCAGCAAAGGAUCUGCACGGCUUUGCCAUAAGUAUGAGCAUGGAGAGUAAAGUGAAGUCGAUUGCAUUGGGCCAAGGUCAAGGCAACUUGGCUGCACGUCUUAUUGAGAGUGCGACGAUUAAAGGAGAGUGGGUACUUCUCCAGAAUUGCCACUUGGCUCUUAGCUGGAUGCCUGAUCUCGAACGAAUUUGCGAGGAGCUUGAUCCAGCAAAGGUACACGAGAGUUUUCGAUUGUGGCUCACGAGUAUGCCAACACCUGUAUUCCCUCCGUCGGUGCUUCAAAAUGGUGUCAAGAUGACAAAAGAGGCGCCUAAAGGUCUGCGUGCGAAUCUCAAAAACACGUAUUACAAACUGGAUCCGUCGCGACUUGAAGCAACACAUAAACCUGACGUUUUCCGAAAGCUGCUGUUUGGAUUGUGUUUCUAUCACGCCAUUGUGUGUGAGCGGAAGCGCUUUGGCGCUCUCGGAUGGAAUAUUCCGUAUCAAUUUAACGAGACAGACUUAGACAUAAGCGUAGCUCAGCUUGAAAUGUUCCUGGACACUUAUGAUUAUGUGCCAUUUGAUGUGCUACAAGUGAUGACAUCUACCAUUAAUUAUGGAGGACGGAUCACAGACGAUAAGGAUAUGCGAACCUCAGAUGUCAUUCUAAUGACAUUUUUCAAAGAAGACAUUCUUCACAAAGGAUACGCAUUUUCAAAAAGUGGUCUCUACCACUCACUAGAUUGUGACCCACGAAAUGCCUAUGAGGACUAUAUGAAUUAUAUCGACUCGCUGCCAAUGAAUCUUGAACCCGAAGUCUUCGGCAUGCAUGAGAAUGCCAACAUCACCUGUGCUCAAUCGGAGGCGUACGAGGCGUUCGAUUUGUUGCUGUCAUUGCAGCCACGAGUUAUUUCUGGUGGAGGUAAACAACAAGAAGAAAUUAUUGCUGAAGCAGCGCAAGCAAUCGCAUCACAGCUCCCGCCUCAAUUCGAUCUAGAGCAAGUACAGGCGGUCUAUCCCGUGUGUUAUGACGAGUCCAUGAAUACUGUGUUGGCUCAAGAGGUAGAACGUUUCAAUAAAUUGCUGGAUGUGAUGAGAAGUACGUUGCACCUUGUACAGCAAGGACUUAAGGGCCUUGUGGUCAUGUCUGUCGAACUCGAAGCCAUGGGGGCAUCACUUUAUGACCAGAAGGUUCCUGCUGUCUGGGAAGCAAAAGCGUACCCGUCACUUAAACCACUUGGUGCCUGGGUGACGGAUCUCUUGGAGCGCUUAACAUUUAUCUCGAAUUGGAUCUCACACGGCAUUCCAGCCGUCUUUUGGAUCUCAGGCUUCUUUUUCCCGCAAGGUUUUAUGACAGGCACGAUUCAAAACCAUGCCCGACGGUACAAAAUGCCGAUUGACUCGCUCUCGUUUGAAUUCAUUAUGAUGUCUGCGAGUGUUGAACAGCUUCAAACACCACCGGAUAAUGGGUAUUACACAUACGGAUUGUUUUUGGAAGGUGCUCGUUGGAAUUCAGAGACGAAAGCCUUGGACGAUCCGUUACCACGUGAAUUAUUUGCAAAAAUGCCUGUCAUUCAUUUGCUCCCGCAAAUGAACCGUGAUCCACCGCAGAAGGGCAUCUAUCGAUGCCCUGUGUACAAAAUUUUAACUCGAACCGGAACUUUAUCGACCACGGGCCAUUCCACUAACUUCAUCAUGUGGCUUGAAAUUCCGUCUAACAAACCCACCAUCUUUCGCAAUUCGCUCGUGUCUGAAACUAAUGCCCAAGUGCUUUUUGCCGACCAAGAAUACUGGAUCAAAGCAGGGGUAGCGUGCUUCUGCAGUUUGCGCUACUAA